AUGAGCCUGAGUAGUGUCCAUCCUAGCCAGUCCGCAUCCCCAAAUACCUCUACGAGUUUUCUCCCACCGCCUCGCCAAAUUCGCUUCGUCUCGACUGAUGGCCAACCGCACACAAAGAGGAGGCGUAUCAAUGCUGCUUGUCUGACGUGUCGCAAGAGGAAGACGCGAUGCUCAGGCGAGCGGCCUGAGUGUAAAACCUGCACGGAUAACAAACAUGUGUGCUCUGGCUAUGCCGACCGUCCCAGCCGCAGGGACGGCGAGAGACUUGAUGAGGAUGUUGAAGAAGAGGCCGACUCUGGCUCCUCCACGCCCCAAAGGCAAAGCCGAGAUGUGGAAGUCACGACGAAGCUGCGGGCGAGCUCAGAGAAAGAAGCGGACAACAAGCAGAGAGAAGAUGCUGGAGAAAUGAUAAGUCCUUCAAGCAAUCACACUGGCAGCAGCGUGGCCUCUGCGAGAAAUCGGGUCCCCUAUUUUCGAUAUUUUGGGCCGACUGCGAUCGUGCCUGGGUUCAAGCAGAUGGUGGUGCAGGUUAAAGACCAUAGACCAGGCUUGCCUUCGGCCUCUGGAGAAUCUCCAGCGGCGGGACAACAGCUAGAUGGGAACUUUGCUGUUGGCCAUGAUCGCGUGCGCAUUGGGAUACCCUUUUAUGAUGCUACUGAUCCGGAGCAAAAUGCUCCUCUGAUCACUCAUCUUUGCGAAACAUUCUUCACCCAUCUCGGGUGCAACUACCCUUUUCUCCAACGUGACAGAUUUCUUCGAGAUUUGGAGGAGAAGAAAGUGGAUGCGAUCCUGGUCGACGCUGUUUGCGCCGUUGCUGCGCGAUUCUCAGGACACCCGCUUCUUUGCAAAUCCAACGACCCCUCCAUCCCACUGGACGCCGAAGGAAAUGUUAGGAGAGCCUUUCGAGGACAACCCUUUGCUCAAAGAGCCAUGUCAGCAGUGAUAGACACAUUUUCUUGUCCAACUAUGGCUGUUGCUCAAGCCUGUCUCCUCCUUGCCUAUGAGGAGUUUGGCGUAGACCACGACAGUGGUUUAUGGAUGUACCUCGGAACGGCUAUUCGCAUGGCACAGGACCUCGGAAUUCAGAAGCUCGAAGGUCUACAGCUCGAAGGGCGGAUUGGGCCAACUCCAAAGACUGCUAAGCACAGUCAACAAGGUAAGGCGGAGGAGCAGAGGAGAGCUGAACAGCAACAGAAGCUGUCCAGCAAUCUCUGCGAACAGGAGAGUAGCCAACUGGACGACCGAAGGGCCAGCGAACAGGAACGAAUCGAUACCUUCUGGGCCAUCUUCUUUCUGGACCGAGCUGUCUCAUCAGGUGUUGGCCGUCCGGUCACUCUGCGGGACAAGGACAUCGAAAUCUCUUUCCCAUAUCGAGCCGAUGACAAGAUGAUCAAUGGAUUCCCCGAUCCGUUCCCUGCCAUGAUCAAGAUUGUUCACAUGUAUGGACGAGUUGCGGACGUUCUCAACAACAUAAAGGAAGUCAGCCAGGUAACACCAGACGUGUUGAACCGGUUAGCAAUCAUGGAGAGAGAUUUGACAGGCAUAUAUCAACGGUUGUCGCCUAGACUACAUUUCAAUGCCACCAAUUUCCAGCAUUAUGUCAAAGCGGACCAUGGCACCAACUUCAUUCUACUACAUUUCUGGUUUCAUACCUUGAUCGUGCUGCUUCACCAACCGACUCUGCUGCACUCGUUCGAAGGACGCAUCCAACAGUUGUUCCCCGACAGCAGAGAAUUAUCCAUGUCAUCGGCAAAAACCAUCGCGGAUAUCCUAGCGUUUGCAGAGCUGAUUGAUGUAAAGAGCUUCAUUGGUAACCCUUUUACAAGUCAACCGAUGUAUGUUGCGGCGUGCGCUUUUUUGGCUGAAGCUGCUGCUCAUGCCUCUCAGCCGCCGUCUCGAGCGACGUCUCCGCCAUCAAAUGGACAUACGCCUCGGUUGAAACAAGACGUGAUUGCUCAUAGGACGCAUAACACAGUCUCUGCGCGCCAUACACUUCUCGCUACCGCUGCAAAUCAAAACUAUCAGCGGUGUUACAAGGCGCUGAAAACUUUGGAUUCUUACUGGGCUGGUUGUCGCUAUAUCUUGACCGCACUCGACCAAAAGUCGAAAGGCUUGAUGGAUCCACUGCUGUUUACUGCGGAUGAUGUUGACGGAGAAAUGCCGUCAACAGAGCCUUCGUUUACUACUCCCGGCUGGCGACGAAGCACCUCGCUCGCCGCUUCACUAGGAGCAUACGGCAGACUGAGGUCACUCAAGGCACUCUCGGGUGGUGGGCCAAUUUCUCCUUCGAUGGAUCUCAGUAACGCAAUCGGGUGGUCGUUGACGGGAACGGCCAACUCCCUAGCCCCGAACCUUAGCUUCCUGUAUCCGACCGGAGGCGAAACUGCAAAGGCACCACAGGGGGGCUCUUCGGGGAAGGAACAGGACGAGACGACCCAGGGUUCCAUGGCUACGAGAAAAGUCGAAGCGCAGUGGCAGAAUAGGAGUGUCUCCAAUUUUCGGGACACGGCCAUCAAUGAUCGGUUUGGACAAGCCUCUCCCGCCGAAACCUCGACCCCUACCAAUAAAGUGUCAUCUGUGCCUUACGAUCCAGUAUCAACGGCUGAUGCAGAUUUGUUGCUUGGACUUCACUCGCCAUAUACCACCAGUUCGGCUCCCAGACCCGUCCAACUCAGCCAACCUUCGAACGCCUAUGGGUAUUCACAACAAGCGCAACGCUAUGCCGGUUCUUUGAGUCGUCAGCAACCAAUUACUGACGCGCAAAGCCAAGCCUACAGCGACAUGUUGAUCGAAUCACAAGAUAUCGACAUGAGCUCUGGGCAGCAAUUCAACUUUGAUUUUCCAGGGGGCGACAUGAUACCCUGGUUGGAAUAUCUGCCACAGGAUGUUUUGAGUUACUUUACAGAGCCUCAAGCAGGGACAUGA
Molecule: messenger RNA, 2925 nt
Organism: Fonsecaea pedrosoi CBS 271.37
Lineage: Eukaryota; Fungi; Ascomycota; Eurotiomycetes; Chaetothyriales; Herpotrichiellaceae
Exons: 2
Coding region: 1-2925 (974 amino acids)
Biological process (GO): DNA-templated transcription; regulation of DNA-templated transcription
Molecular function (GO): DNA-binding transcription factor activity, RNA polymerase II-specific; DNA binding; zinc ion binding
Source: RefSeq, a predicted model, not a curated record